CAUAUAUAGUAGUUUCCAUAUACUAUAUCGUGUAUAUACUAUAUAUAUAUAAGACUCACCUCUCAAACUUCUGUUCUUCACCAUUCCUCUAUAGUUUCAAUUUCUUGUACAGAGAGAACUGAGAUGGGUUUUGGGUAUCAAGCUCUGCUUUUAGAAGUAGUUGUAUUGGUGACUCUGUUUGUUCAACAAGCAAGAACAGAGCAACUCUAUAAUAUAAGCAGUUUGAGAAAUAGAGAGCUAGUGAGUGGUUGUAAUUUGUUUCAAGGCCAAUGGGUACUUGAUGCUUCAUAUCCUCUCUAUGAAUCUUCAAGCUGUCCCUUCAUAGAUCCUGAAUUUGAUUGCCAAAAGUUUGGUCGCCCUGACACACAGUACCUCAAGUAUGCUUGGAAACCAGACGCUUGUGACUUACCCAGGUUUGAUGGAAUGGGUUUUUUGAAACGAUGGAGGGGGAAGAAAAUUAUGUUUGUGGGUGACUCACUGAGUUUGAAUCAAUGGAAUUCGCUGGCCUGUAUGAUUCAUCAAUCGGUUCCCAAUGUCAAGACCACCCUUGUCAGGAACGCUCCACUCUCUCAUGUGACCUUUGAGGACUAUGGAGUGACAAUAUCUCUCUAUCGCACACCUUACUUGGUAGACAUAGUCCGAGAAAAUAUUGGACGAGUACUGAAAUUGGACUCCAUUCAAGCUGGCAAUUCAUGGAAGGGGAUGGACAUGCUGAUAUUCAACACUUGGCAUUGGUGGACCCAUAAAGGGAAUUCUCAACCAUGGGAUUAUAUUCAAGAUGGGACCAAAAUUUCCAAAGACAUGAACCGUAUAACCGCAUUUUACAAAGGGCUGAACACUUGGGCUAAAUGGGUUGAUCUCAACGUCGAUCCCUCCAAAACCAAAGUAUUCUUCCAAGGGAUUUCUCCCACCCAUUAUCAGGCCAAGGAAUGGAAAUCAGGAUCAAGGAACUGCAAUGGAGAGCAGCAACCACUGACCGGUUCAUCUUACCCGGGAGGUGCACCUCCAGCUGUUGCUGUCGUACACCAAGUAUUGAGUACCAUUAAGAAACCGGUUUUUCUGCUGGACAUCACAACACUUUCACAGCUGAGAAAGGAUGCUCACCCCUCGACUUAUGGUGGUCAGAAGUCGGGCACAGACUGCAGCCAUUGGUGCCUUCCUGGAUUGCCCGAUACCUGGAACCACCUCCUAUAUGCAGCCCUCAAUAUGUGAAGUUGUAUGUAUAAUAAUGACGAAUGAGGGUACCACUACCAACUACCAAGCAUUGCCUGUUCUCUACUUCUAAUAAAAGGGGGCAAGAAUCAAUUGUAAAGUUGUCUGAUUUUUUAGGAAUAAAUAAUUGGUUUGAACUUUGAAGUGCAAUAAGGUUGUAAAAAAUAAUACUAAUACUAAAUUCUCUGAAUAGGUGGAGCUUUCUUUUAGUUUAUUUUA
Messenger RNA from Cornus florida, 1431 nucleotides. RefSeq names its product protein trichome birefringence-like 38. Bases 124 to 1212 code for a protein of 362 amino acids. Gene Ontology annotation, cellular component: Golgi apparatus. The record is from RefSeq and is a predicted model, not a curated record. NCBI's taxonomy places the organism in Eukaryota, Viridiplantae, Streptophyta, Magnoliopsida, Cornales, Cornaceae. Gene Ontology annotation, molecular function: O-acetyltransferase activity. The transcript has 5 exons.